This is a messenger RNA of Lecanosticta acicola, 2018 nucleotides long. NCBI's taxonomy places the organism in Eukaryota, Fungi, Ascomycota, Dothideomycetes, Mycosphaerellales, Mycosphaerellaceae. The record is from the annotation of a GenBank genome assembly.
AUGCCUUCCAAGCAUACCCAUUUCCCGGAAGAGCCGCCUCAGGUCAUGGACCACGCCGACCUCGACCGCGCCAACGAAAAGCUCCACGACGCUGCCGACGAUUCCUCCAAGGACGGCUCCGACGCCAGGCAUCAUCGGCCCGCCGACGGCACCACCACUACUGACCACAUCGAUAACAAGGAGUCGAGAGGCGACGGCGCCAAUCUCGAGAAGCUGGGCACCUACGACAAGUAUGAGCUGACCGAGGACGAUUGUUACGAGGAGCUGGGCUUCUGCUUCCCCACCUGGAAGAAGUGGUACAUCCUCACCAUCAUCUUCAUCGUUCAGGUCUCCAUGAACUUCAACACCUCCCUCUACUCCAACGCCAUUCCCGGCAUUGAGAAGGAAUUCGGCGUCAGCGCCCAGGCUGCUCGCUGUGGUGCCAUGAUCUUUCUCGUCCUCUACGCCUUUGGCUGUGAGCUGUGGGCUCCGUGGUCCGAAGAGUUUGGACGUUGGCCCGUCCUCCAGCUCUCCCUCUUCCUCGUCAACAUCUGGCAGCUUCCCGUCGCCCUGGCUCCCAACUUCGCCUCCAUCAUGGUUGGCCGAGCUCUCGGUGGUCUCUCAUCCGCUGGAGGCUCCGUCACUUUGGGUAUGAUUGCCGAUAUGUGGGAGGCCGACAGCCAGCAGUACGCCGUCGCCUUCGUCGUCUUUUCUUCCGUCGGUGGCUCCAUCCUCGGGCCGAUUGUAGGUGGAUUCAGCGAGUCUUUCUUGGGCUGGAGGUGAGUCUGGACACUCUGCCGUAUACCAUCUCCUCCUACAUCCAGCUGAUGUACUCUUGCAGAUGGUCGAUCUGGAUCCAGCUCAUCUUCGGCGGCGCCAUUCAGAUUCUCCACUUCUUCACCGUCCCCGAGACCCGAACCACCAUCAUGUUGAACCGCAUUGCCAAGAAGCGCAGAAAGGAGGGUAACCCCAACGUCUGGGGCCCGGACGAGCUCGUUCCGUUCAAGGAUCGGUUCUCCGCCCGAGAAGUGCUGCAGACAUGGAUUCGUCCCUUCAAGAUGUUCUUGACCGAGCCCAUUGUCCUGGUCUUGUCGCUGCUCUCUGGUUUCUCCGAUGCUCUGAUUUUCAUGUUCAUCCAGUCUCUCUCGUUGGUAUACAAGCAGUGGAACUUCUCCACCGUGGCCGUCGGCUUAUCUUUCAUCCCGAUUGGCGUCGGGUACAUCAUUGCGUGGAUUGCGUUCAUCCCUGCAAUCCGAAGGAAUAUCAAGGAGCGCGCAGCCAAGCCGGACGACGAGAGAGCACAGUACGAGUCCAGACUAUGGUUCCUGCUCUACACGGCACCAUGCCUUCCCAUCGGUCUGUUCGGUUUUGCGUGGACCAUCCUUGGCCCUCCCAUCCACUGGUUUGGCUCCAUGGUGUUCGCCGCCGUGAUAGGCAUUGCAAACUACUCCAUCUACAUGGCAACCAUCGACUACAUGAUCUGUGCGUAUGGUCCGUAUUCCGCUUCCGCGACAGGUGGCAACGGGUGGUCUCGUGAUUUUCUGGCCGGUGUUCUGACCAUACCGGCGACGCCCUUCUUCACCAACAUUGGAGCAGACAGCGGCUACAACUUGGAGUACGCUUGCACGAUCCUCGCCUGCAUCUCCUUCGUGCUCGUGAUUGCCGUGUACGUGGUAUACUGGAAGGGUCCGGUGUUGAGGAAGCGAUCGCCAUUCGCUCAACAGCUUGCCGGCGCCAGGGAGCAAGAGGGCGGUCGACGAUCGAGCGCGUUGGACUACUAUGGAUCGCGGCAGGGCAGUGAGUCUUGUCUUUCUCCAACGGUGAUUUCUGGACUUUCAAAUGCUAACACGCACGCAGGUGUCGCUACCCAUGCGAGUGGUCGGCAACGACCCGGACCCGGCGAACGCUCGUAUAGCCAGCAGCAUCGCUUCUUUGGGGAGUCACGCGUGACGCCACGAGGGACGCCGAGAGGAACACCGUCAGCGAGCAGAGCGAACAGCAUCGUCGGAAUGUCUCGAAACAGGUCGGGAAAGGUCUAG